AUGUCUACCUUCACGGACCCCACUUUCACGAAAUAUACCAACGACCAAGCACAGAAUUAUGCCAAGCUUCGUGGCACUUAUGCAGACCCGCUAUUCAACAUUAUCAUCGAUCACCAUGCGAAAACCGGAGGCAACUUCCAAAUACUAGCAGAUGUGGGCUGCGGCCCGGGCAACGCAACCAAGCCUUUUGCCCACUCAUUUGAUCAUGCCAUCGGACUUGAUCCAGCAAUCGAGAUGAUAAAUACUGCCCAAAAACUAGGAGGUAAAACCGCAAUUGGGGAACCAAUUACUUACUGCGUCUCUGGCGCCGAGUCUAUUGCGUAUUACAUUCAAGAGAAUAUGCCAUUUAUCGAAGAAAAUGGCGGAGUAGAUAUGAUCACUGCUGCUAUGGCUGCCCAUUGGUUCAAUAUGCCAAAAUUCUGGUCAGAGGCUACUCAAAUAGUCAAGUCAGGCGGCUCGGUAGCUCUCUGGACCCAUUCAUCCCUGUUUUGCCAUCCAUCAACGCCAAAUGCCGAGCAAGUCCAGAACGCGCUUUUCUAUCUCGAACGAGAAAUUCUAGCCCCCUACGAGCUCCCAGAAAAUAGACUUUCCCGUGACUACUACGAUAACCUUGCUCUUCCAUGGACAAUAACCAACAAGGAUGUGGAAAGGGCUUUCCCCAAAUCAGGCUUCGUGCGUAUGAUAUGGGAUCGAGAUGGAGUUCUUACCGAUGGCGAGAAUUUCUUCAGUGGCUCUGAUGAAACGACCGCCAGCAAGCUCGCUGACAGUCUACAGACUGCCAGUAUGGUCACUCGUUGGAGAAAAGCUCAUCCGGAUCUGGUAGAUACGGACCAGGACUGCGUGGCAUUAGCGAUGGCGGAACUGAGAAAGGCUCUAGGGGUAAGCGAAGAUGAGGAUCCAAUGCUGAAAGUUGGAAGUGCGACAGUAUUGUUACUUUUUAAGCGAGAAUAG
Penicillium verhagenii is the source of this 951-nucleotide messenger RNA. RefSeq names its product class I SAM-dependent methyltransferase. The record is from RefSeq and is a predicted model, not a curated record. Gene Ontology annotation, molecular function: S-adenosylmethionine-dependent methyltransferase activity. NCBI's taxonomy places the organism in Eukaryota, Fungi, Ascomycota, Eurotiomycetes, Eurotiales, Aspergillaceae. The transcript is spliced from 3 exons. The coding region runs from base 1 to 951 and encodes 316 amino acids.